AUGCAGCCCUCGAAUAGUAAUAACACGCAACAGCCCCAGCUGCCACACCAGCACUCCCCCAAACGCUCGUCCCCGCUCUCUACCGCCCAGCCACUCACCUGCGACACCACCACCGCCCGCACCCCGCCGCCCGCACCCGCCACCCCGCCGCUCGCCCACACCGCGCCCCCGAACCCGCUCACCCCCCCGGACUCCUCGUCCCGCUCCUCCGCGUCCGCCGACCCGCCGGCAGAGUCCCCGCUCCCGUCCCUCGCCUUGCCCGCCGCCGUCACAAGCACGCUGAGCGUGUCGGCGCCGCAGUUCCACAGCAGGCUCGACGCGCCGAUCGACAUACACCAGCUCGCGCCGCGCCUCGCACUCGCAGCCGAGGGCGCGGCCGUCGACACUGUCGCUCCCCCUGCCGCCGCCGCCGCCGCCGCCGCCGUCUCGGUGGCCGCAUCGCCUGCCGCACCCGACCUCGGCCACUGCUCGCCUGCCGCGGCCGGCCCCGACGCGCAAGCCCCGCAGAAGACGCACCCGUCCGCGGCAGCGCCCGAGUUCGUGCCGUCGGCGGCAGCGCCGCGCCCGCCGCAGGAAUUGCGGACGCCGAACGUGUACAUCAACGGGCUCCCGCCGAGCUUCCCCGAGGACCAGCUGUACGCGAUGACGCGCGAGUUUGGGACCGUGCUCAGCGUGCGCACGUUUACGCGCCAUGUGAGCGACAAGCCGUCAGGAUAUGGAUUCGUCCUGUUCGACGGCGUCGACGCGGCGGAGCGGUGCAUUGAGACUUUGAAGAAGUAUCGGAAUUUGCAUCCGUCGUUUUCGAAGCAAAUCCACAAAAUCCCCGGCACGCCAUAUGCCUCUCUGGGCGACGCGGCGGGAGAAGGCGCUCCGGCUACUAGGCCGACGGACUCGUUCAAGGCACGGAUGGAGCAGCUGCAGGACAUGACGUCGACGAACCUGUAUAUGGAAGGCUUGCCGCUGAGCAUUGACGAACCGACGCUCUCUGCGCUGGUGCGGCCGUAUCGAAUUAUGAGCAGCCGCUUUUUUCAGACGCGAUUGAGCAGUCCGCCGAGGAUUAUUGCAUUUGUGAGAUUGGAGACGCGGGUGGCCGCGGAGGAGAUCAUUGAGCGCCUGCAUGGCCGCAUGGUGCGCGGGUGGCAGGAUACGGGGUGCAGGAUUUCGGUUCGGUUCGCGGACACGAGCGAGCAGCGGGAGUUGAGGCGCAUGGAACGCUGCACCCACGAAGACGAACAGUCCCCGGCCCGACUUACUAUGGCGCAGGCCGCGCUCCUCAACUUGAAGGGCACUCAGCUCCAUCCUGACUCGCCUGCCUCGCCGUCAUUCGGCUCGUUCCCCGACGUGAAUACCGGCGUUGGACUGGCGUCUGACGGGUAUACGCUCGGGCAGACGGCCGGCUCGGUUCCUCCGCUAUCGCGUGUCAGCGAAGCGCUUCAGUUCCAGCAGCGCCAACAGCUCCUGAGACAGUCGAUCGAUGAUCUGCAGGACCCUGCGAUGGCCCUAGACGCGUACGGCGAUUUCAGUGCCAACGGCGCCUUCAUCGGCCAAGGUCUUCGCAAUGGGCAAAAUAUCUCUGACGAGGAUCUGCUCCGACUCGACACCGAGGCAGAACUGCAGGCCGUGAUGGGCGCGGGUAUGUUGGAUAUGUCGGGCAUGGUGAAUCGUGCCGACGAUGGGUAUACGCCGAUGGAGCGGCUGAUCUUGCAAGCGCACGCUCAAAGGCAACAGACGCAGCUUCUCAACGCCCAGAGAGAGCGUCUCGCCGCCCAAGUGCAGCCUCGUGGGCUCUCCGAUUUGAGGUCUUCGUCGAACGCGGCGAACAAAGGCGGUUCCGGAGCGCCUGGGUUCGCGACUGCGCUGGAAGUGCACCGACGCCUCCUGGACGUUUUGCCUUCCAUGUCUGAGGACGAUUUCCAUGCGAGCGCUGCGGGGGCUCGUCAGGCGUUCGCACACUUGACUAGAGGUAGAGACGUUAGCGCUAGCCAGAGUGGCCUUGACCGCGUAGCCAUCGAGCAGUCCGCCGGGCUAGCCCGUGACUUCGACCAGCUCUCGCUUUCUCAGCAGCAGCAGCAGCAUCAGCGGUACCAGACGCACGCUUCGCAGGCGCGGGCGGAGGCGGAGGCGCAAGCUCAGGCCCUUCACACCCGUUCGACUACCCUUCCCUCCCGCUACCUCAGUAAUCGCGACGGCUUCCCAAGUACUCUCAGCCGCUCGGUUUACAGCAACAAUUCUAGCAUGAUCAGCAAUAGCAACGAAAGCAACAUGAACAUGAACCGCCACGCCAACAGCAGUAACAACAUUAUUGGCCAUCUCAGCAAGCAAUCGCAGUACACUAGCACGAACGCCCUGCGCAACAACAACAAUGACAGCAUCAGCAUUAGCAACAUCGCGCCCCGCGACGGGGGCAGGAUUAUCGGCCAGAACGUGAACAACUUAUUCAGCAGCAAGAACAAUGUCAACAUCCGUAACACCCGCGUCGGCGGCACGCACACCAACAAGCUCGGCGCCAUUCCGUUGCGCCACUCGUCUCAUGAGGCGGAUGAUGAGGACGGUGGGUCACCGCUGCUGCUCUCGCCCGCGCUCACGUACUCGGCGCGCACGCCGGCGUCGAUGAGCCCCGCCACGCCGUUCUCUGGGUUUUUCCCGAAUAAUGGGGAGACGUUUGAGGGCCCCGCUAUGGGCGAGAUCGGCGGAGGAAAUUCGAAGGGGGAGGUGCUUCUGGACGAGAAGAUCGCGCGCCAGUGA
This is a messenger RNA of Sparassis crispa, 2745 nucleotides long. RefSeq lists its product as hypothetical. The transcript has 8 exons. NCBI's taxonomy places the organism in Eukaryota, Fungi, Basidiomycota, Agaricomycetes, Polyporales, Sparassidaceae. Gene Ontology annotation, molecular function: poly(U) RNA binding; poly(A) binding; mRNA 3'-UTR binding. The coding region runs from base 1 to 2745 and encodes 914 amino acids. The record is from RefSeq and is a predicted model, not a curated record. Gene Ontology annotation, cellular component: ribonucleoprotein complex; cytosol; nucleus.